AUGAAGUUACGCAACUUCGGCUACUCUUUCUUAUGCGCUAAUUGGAGCUUUGCAAGUUCUGUACAGCAUAAUGAUCAAGACCUAGAACAAAUGUGGGGUCAAGAUUGGCCAUUCUCUGGAAUCCAGACCUAUGCGCACUUACCGCACGAAAGAUGUCUUAUAGACAAAAGCUUGGAUUUCGAUAUUGGUAUUAUUGGAAUGCCGUUUGACACUGCCGUAACUUUUCGACCAGGUGCCCGAUUUGGUCCCCAGGCUAUCAGGAAAGCUUCUCAGAGACAGACUUCAAUGAGAGGAUUUAAUUUUCGCGCGGGGAUCAACCCAUACCAGAACUGGGCUAAAAUUAUGGACUGUGGUGACGUUCCUGUGACUCCAAUGGACAAUAAACUGGCUUUGGAAAUGAUGGAUGCUGCAUUUGAAAACUUGCUAGACAGGAACAGCACGCUUCAAAAAUCCGAAAUGCCUCCAAGGUUUGUGACAUUAGGUGGUGACCACAGUGUCAUUCUACCUAUCUUGCGCCAGCUGUACAAAGUUUAUGGCCCUAUUUCUGUCAUCCAUUUCGAUUCACAUCUAGACACUUGGGCGCCCACCAAGUAUCCUUCGUAUUGGCACAGUGACGAAUCCGAGUUUACUCAUGGUUCUAUGCUAUGGCUUGCAAAACAAGAAGGUUUGUUGUCGGAAGACUCCAACGUCCACGCGGGAUUAAGGACCCGCUUAAGUGGAACGGGUUGGGACGACUAUGAAGAAGACGACGACGUCGGGUUCCACCGUAUUGAAUGUGAUGAGAUUCUGAAGAUCGGUGCCGAUGGGAUAGCACAGAAGAUCUUGGAUGUGGUAGCCAAAGACAGGCCAGUGUAUAUAAGUGUGGACAUCGAUGUCUUGGAUCCUAGCGCUGCUCCCGGUACCGGAACAGUUGAAGUUGGCGGUAUGCUAACGCGUGAGCUCAUCCACAUUAUUCGGAAGCUGGAGGAUCUACCCAUUGUAGGCGCAGACGUUGUAGAAGUAUCGCCUGCAUACGAUCACGCUGAAAUUACAUCUUUGGCUGCAUCCCAGAUUGUUUACGAGCUCAUUACUAAUAUGGUUAAAGGAGGGCCUGUUGAUCCCAGUAUUAUGCCAAAAAAGAAGCUGGCUGGUAUUGCCAGCGCAAGAGAGCAAAUUUUCCUCGAACCUGCCCACCAAACUAUGUGA
This is a messenger RNA of Lachancea nothofagi CBS 11611, 1185 nucleotides long. Lineage: Eukaryota; Fungi; Ascomycota; Saccharomycetes; Saccharomycetales; Saccharomycetaceae. The record is from the annotation of a GenBank genome assembly.